AUGUCCCCCGAUGGACCGCAGGGAGGUCCUCACGAUCUCAGCCACCUCCUGGCACCAGCACUAGCCGUCCUCUGCUGUCUGCCUCUCCUGCUAUACCUGCGCCCACAGCAAAUUCCACCCCGCGGCUGUCAUCGCAUCGGCUUCGGAAAAGGGCAAAGCAAUCUGCACGAUGAAUUCGACCCAAAAUACAGCAAGGGCGUCCCACGAAUCCAACGAGACGGCGGAGAGCCCUCCUGGCGCGUAAAAGCGCUCUUCACAUACCCGAUCAAAUCAUGCGGGGGCAUCGAACUGCAAGAAGCCGACGUCGUGCCGACAGGUCUCAAAUUCGACCGGCAGUUCGUCUUUGCUGAAAAAGACGCCGACGGAUUUACCAUUCGGACGCUGCGAAAUGCAGGGUUUCAACGACUAGCCCUCAUUCAUCCGGAGAUCUGGAUUCCGGACCCUUCGACGCCGGACUAUAAUCCCUCGCUCCCCGAGGUGAAGUCGCGGGGCGUGAUGAUUAUUUCAUACCCGCGCUUCACGCCGCAGGGGUUGGUCGGCCUAUUCAUUUGGAUUGGAAUGGCAGUCGGCAUCGUCUCUGCACGAGAGAUAUUCCACAUCCCACUCCAUCCUCCCGAGAGCGCAGGUGCAUCGGCCUACCCUCUCAUCCCAGUCAAAAUCUGGAAAGACAAACCACUAGCGCACGACUACGGCAAACACAUUCCAGCCUCACUACAUAAAUACCUGGGCUUCGACCCAAAAACCUCACCCGUAACACUCUUCCGCGCCAGCGACUCGCACGUCCGUGAAAUCUUUCGCAACGCACCUAGAAAGGAAGAAAUCGGCUUCCAACCCCACACGUCCUUCGCAGACGCCUAUCCCAUCCACCUCCUAAAUCUAGCCAGCCACCGGGACGUAGCAUCCCGCUGCGCCUACGCAAUCCCCAAACUAAGCAUCACGCGCUUCCGCGCCAACAUCAUCAUCCAGGGCCCGGAGGCGUUCGCUGAAGAUCACUGGAAGCGAAUUGAUAUCGCGGGCGUGGAGAUCUAUGCUGCUUGUCGGACUGUUCGGUGUCGGUUGCCGAAUGUGGACCCUGCGACUGGCGAGCGGCAUAAGGCGGAGCCGGAUCGGACGUUGAAGGCUUCUCGGCGGAUUGAUGAUGGGGAUCGGACCAAUGCUUGUCUUGGGAUGCAGCUCGUUCCUGCACUGAAGGAGUUUGUGCUGAGGGUUGGGGAUGAGGUGGGGGUUUUGGAGACGGGGGAGCAUCGGUAUAUUAAAAUGUUGGCGCCUGGGGAGAAGGUUGAGGGGGUUUGA
This is a messenger RNA of Penicillium argentinense, 1293 nucleotides long. Its product is annotated as MOSC domain protein. The record is from RefSeq and is a predicted model, not a curated record. Gene Ontology annotation, molecular function: pyridoxal phosphate binding; catalytic activity; molybdenum ion binding. The transcript has a single exon. Lineage: Eukaryota; Fungi; Ascomycota; Eurotiomycetes; Eurotiales; Aspergillaceae. Bases 1 to 1293 code for a protein of 430 amino acids.